CACAUGUUCUGUAUAUGUAAAUUUAAUUCAGGAAAGGAAUUCAUAGUGCUAAGAAAUUGAUCUUUAAAAAACACAUAGAUUUCACAGGAAAAAAUGAAGACACGGUUUCGUUACAUUGGAGGAUUACUUAUUGCCUUUGGAUUUAUCAAUAUUUGUUCAGGAAUCUUUGCAUUUUUUCCAGUUUUUUCCUUUAAACCAUGGUUUACGGGCUGGAGUGUCAGAAUUUCCUGUCCUGUCUGGAAUGGAGCAUUGGCAGUGAUUGUGGGUGUACUAGUUCUGUUGUCAUAUGAAGAAUGGACUCGGAGAUCCCUGUGGGAAGCCAGCUACAUGUUUGCCAUACUCAGCACCGUAGCAGCCCCUGUUCAAUUCACUGUUGCAUUGGUGUCUAUUCUUAUUGGCCCAUACUGUUACUAUUCCUUUGCUGGGAUUGCUGGAACAAAUUAUGUUGCCUAUGCAGUUCGGUUUCCCUUUCCUUAUUCCACUUCCUCAACAGUGUGUCAAGAUCCACACCUUUAUGAGUGGUAUCACCUUGCUCUGCAAAUAGUGGACCUCAUUUCAAGUUUUGUUGUGUUUUGUACAUCACUGACCUUUGUGGUGAAAUUAACAGCACGACUGAACAGAGUAGGCCAUUUAAAUGUGCAGACGUGAAAGCUAAACAAGCAAGAGGUAUCUGCCUGUCAGUCUUUCAACCCAUCCCUUACAUUUCAUGGUUGUGAUAGUCUGUAUGACUUGCUUCACACGGAACAUACUAAGCAGUUAAAUAUGAACUGUAGAACUUUACAACACAUGACAAAUGACUGAUUAGUGCUGUUUACUGAUUGUAUCUAUGAUAAUUAACAUAACAA
This is a messenger RNA of Protopterus annectens (West African lungfish), 845 nucleotides long. RefSeq names its product transmembrane protein 212 (gene TMEM212). The record is from RefSeq and is a predicted model, not a curated record. Lineage: Eukaryota; Metazoa; Chordata; Ceratodontiformes; Protopteridae. The transcript has 4 exons. The coding region runs from base 94 to 648 and encodes 184 amino acids.